Molecule: messenger RNA, 10425 nt
Organism: Neoarius graeffei (lesser salmon catfish)
Lineage: Eukaryota; Metazoa; Chordata; Actinopteri; Siluriformes; Ariidae
Gene: rev3l
Product: REV3 like, DNA directed polymerase zeta catalytic subunit
Exons: 32
Coding region: 542-9610 (3022 amino acids)
Biological process (GO): error-prone translesion synthesis; double-strand break repair via homologous recombination
Cellular component (GO): nucleus; zeta DNA polymerase complex
Molecular function (GO): nucleotide binding; DNA-directed DNA polymerase activity; DNA binding
Source: RefSeq, a predicted model, not a curated record
CGGGAGGGGAGUAAUGGCGAUGAGGAGCGCCAGUGCUGUGCUCGGGUUACACAGGCGGAGCGGCAGCAGAGCAGCAGGGCGGCCGCGCUGACUGCGGGCACCGACACGCGCUCUCUCCGCUGCACAAAGAGCCGGAGCUCCGGGGGACCGGACCGGACCGGGCAGAGCGGCGGCACGGGGAGCGAAAAUAAUAAUAAUAACAAUAAUAGUGAUAGGAGAAGAAGGAGCUGAUCAGUGAGGAGCCAUCCUCAUCCUCAUCACACAGGCUGUCAUGUCCUCAUCCUGGGGCUGCAUUUAAAAACAGUCCUGGAGAGAGAGAGAGAGUGUGUGUGUGUGUGUGUGUGUGGCAGCUGCAGGUUUGGGUCAAAGCCAGGAGCAGAACCAGAGCACAGAUUUAACCAGGAGGAGGAGAUCCUCCUCCUCCUCCUCGUCCUCAGUAGUGUGAGUGAGGUAAAGUAGGAGAGCAUGUGUCCUGGGCUCGGGGUGAGUGGGAGCUCCUUCUCUGCUCAGCACCUUCAGCAGGAUCUGUAGGAGGAGGUCCAUGAGGAGCUCCAUGAUGUUCUCAGUGCGCAUUGUGUGUGCAGAUUAUUACCUGUCCAGGCCUCUGCCCCUGCUGGAUGUGUGUUUCUCGCAGUUCAGAGACUCGGAGGUGCACAGGGUUCCUGUAGUGCGGAUAUUCGGGGCCACACCGGCAGGCCAGAAGACGUGUCUGCACGUGCAUGGUGUGUUCCCGUACAUCUACGUGCCCUACGAUGGGUUUGGGCAGGAGCCAGAGCGUUACCUGCACCAGGUGGCCUUCAGCAUCGACCGCGCUGUCAACGUCAGCAUGGGGAACCCGUCCUCUCACACACAGCACGUCUUCAAGGUCACACUCGUCUCUGGGAUGCCGUUUUAUGGGUUCCAUCCUGAGGAGAAGCCGUUUAUGAAGAUUUAUCUCUACAACCCUCAGAUGGUUAAAAGAGUGUGUGAGCUGCUGCAGGGCGGAGCCGUGAUGAAUAAGUGUUUCCAGCCUCAUGAAGCUCACAUCCCGUUCCUGCUGCAGUUCUUCAUCGACUUCAACCUGUAUGGCAUGAACCUCGUCCACCUGUCAGCGGUGCGCUUCAGAGCCCACACACCAGACCCCGGCGAGCAGUGUAAGAGUCCUGUAGAGGAUGAGGUCACACUGAAAAGCUCCAGACUCAGUGAGUGUGUGUUGGGAGGAACAUUCAGUCGGUGGGAUGAGAAGAAUUUACCCAGCUCUCUGGUGUUGGACGAUGUGGCGAGGGUGAGUGUGUGUGAGCUGGAGGCCGACGCUGUAGCAGCAGACAUCCUGAACCGAUUGGAGAUCGAGAAUCAGAUCGGAAGGAAUCCUGGCCUGCAGGCCAUCUGGGAAGAUGAGAAGCAGAGACGCAGGGAGAGGAAUGAGAGCUCAGAGAUACAAACACCUCAGUCUCAGGAUCGUCUGUGUGUAGAGCUGGUGGAGAGCGAGCGGUUCUUCAUGAAGAGAUUGAAGGAGAAGCUAAGAGAGAACCAGUUUGAUGUGACACAAAGUGACGUUGUAGAUGAUGAUGAUGAUGAUGAUGAUGAUUUCCCUGACCUCUCACUUCACCCUGAUGAUCUGAAUCCUGGUGAGCUGCCAUUGGUACUUGCCAGCCAGGUGGAGGUGCACAAAGAUAUGCCUGCAGACAAUAAAAGGGCUGAUGGCAAAGCUGCAGAAGUGGCUGUUGUGGAUGAAGAGGCCAUUCUGAGCUUACUGGAGAGCAGUCAGACCUUCCUGCCCAUGUCUCAAAAGUCCAACAAAUCCUUUAUUCUCGAUAACAGCCAGGAUCAGGCGAUGGUGGACUUUCUCGAGGGACUCGCAGAUCAUGGAUUUCAAAAAGAAGUGCCAAUAACAGCUCCCCGUCAGGAGUUAUCUGGAAGUAUUAGCUGCCCCUACAACAGUGACGAGGAAGAGGCGGUGCCUGAGCUCGAGAAGGAGGAGGCAGAGCUAAGCAUGAUGAUGUCGCAAAGAUGGGAUACUGACAUUCCAGAACCAUCGACUCGACGGUUAGGGAAGGAAGCAAAUGAAAGCUCCAGUGACGAAGAGCACGAGUUGUCUGAGGAAGAGAUGGACUGGAAUGGAAAUGACGACCUUUUUGCUGAUCUGUCCAUUCCCCAACUGGAUGGGGCUGCAGACGAGAACAGUGAUUCAUCAUUAUCUGACAAAGGAUCCCGAACUCACUCAUCACUUACUGCUAACGAUAAGAUGUUGGGCAGGAAAAAUCACUUCCAGAGUGACACUGUUCACCUAGAGCCCCCAUGCUCAGCUAAAAUCCUUCUUGAGUGCAAACACCCUGAGCAUAGACAGUCCCUGUCGCUUGAUAAGGAGGAACCAGCUGACAAGAACCUUCCUGAUAAAAGCCAAGAGGCGAGUGAACCAUUAACAGGGCUCAAAGUGAAUAAAGACAUCCCUUAUAUCCCACCAGUCAAGCACCCAAUUCUGUCAAAUAUGUCCCAGAUUGGUGCUGACAGAGUGGGCGGCCACCUGCUUCACACCGACGAGAACAAAGCCGUAGAUGUUAACCAGCCAAAUCCAGAGAGUUUGAGUUUUGGUGCCUCAAAACUCUCCCAGAGCCACAAAAAGUACAGUAGCAUCAAAAAUGCUGAGAAUAAUCACAUUUCUGUCCUGCAGAAUCACAGUUUUUCCUUGUCUUAUUCUGAGCUUAGAAACUGCCCCCCUAAAGCCGAGCUUGAGAAAAGUGCAAAAGACUCUAGAACCUCCCCUGUACUGAGGAAUUUUGAGCAAGCUCCAAGUUCAGUGAAAGACCUUGAGUGUGUGGUACUUCAGGAGGGUAAAAAGGAACAAGAAAGUGAAGAGGGCGAUGUUGGGGAGCUUAAGAUAAGAUAUGAAGACUACCAAGAGAACAAAACGGAACGGAAAAUAGUGACCCAGCAGGAGGCACACUACAAAUUCUUUCCCAGUGUUAUUCUUUCAAACUGCCUUUCAAGGCCUGUAAAGAAGCAGGUUGGAAGUAAGACGAUUGAUGGUGGUUGUAGCUUGGAUCAUCUAGAACAAAAAAGAUCAAGAAUGAAAUUAAGCAAGAAAAGGCACAGUCCAGUGAGUCCAAAGAGGGCAAGUUUGACUGAAAGUUCCCAAACUUCAAAAAAUGAGGUUACCGCAGGGUUUACCCCAAUCACACCAGUCCAACCAAGCAAGGAAAUAGAAGAGGCUGUUGAGAUGGAAACCUCUGACCUUGCAAAAUCUGAAAUUUUACCUGCAGCAUCAGCUGAAGGUUCUGUUCAGGAAAGUCUGACCAUUCUUCCUGACAAAAUAGCUUGCACGGAGGCAUCUAGUUUACCUGGCAGCAAGUAUACCUUGCGCACAAAACGUAAAAUGAUGAAUUACGACAGUGAGGAUGGGGAUCACUCAAGUCCUUCUCCUUUCAAACAAGCCUUGUCACAUCAAGACAGCCUUAAAGAAAACGGUUUUAUUACCAGUAGUCGAAAAAAGAGGAAAUUGUCCAAAAAAGAACCACCAGUCAUCAUCAAAUACAUCAUAAUCAACAGGUUUAAAGGCCAGAAGAACAUGUUGGUAAAGAUGGCCAGGGUCAAAGGAGAUGAGCCACAAGUGGUACUAACACCAGAGAAGCUUGAGCAUUAUGAUAAACUUGCCCCUCUGAAAGACUUCUGGCCCAAGGUUCCAGAGUCGACCGCUGUCAGAUACCCUGUUCCUGAACCAAAGGUAAAGAAGCACCCCAAACGGAAGGCCAAGGUUACACCACAAUCGGGGAAACUCUGCAACCUUCCAAAAACAAGUUUGGUAAAAGGCAGCAAGAUCAGCAGGACUAAGAAGGUUAAAAUGUUAUCGCUGUCUGCUCCUAGUCCUUGCUAUAAUGAUCUCACUGAUGACUUCUGCAAGGAGUAUUCCGAUGUGAUGAUGGAUUUGGGUUAUCUCUCUGAGAGAGCAUCCAGUCCUACUGAUUCAACCCCACCUCGAUGCUGGUCUCCUACUGACCCCCUUUUAGAAUCGAUGUCUAAUACUUGUUUGAUAAACUCUCAUAAUGAUCCUUGUCUUGGCAUGCCAUAUGAAGCCUUGUCCAGGAACCGCUGUAGCAGUAGGGGCAGGACAUCAAAACCAAGGAAGCCUUCUGGCGCUAGCCCAAAACGAAAAACUAAAACUACUGUUAAGCCUUCUGAAGGUGAAUCUGCAAUACUUGGAGAUAUGCAAACAAAAAACAGCCGUAGAAAUUCAAGAAAACCAAAGAAGUUCAUUGAUGAUGGGGAAGAAACUGACAAUAGCAGAUCUGCUCCUCAGAAAGCCAGGAGGUCUUGCAAGAAGAACCAGGUAGACAGGUUGGAAAGGUCCUCUGCAGGAUCUCUAAAUAGUUUGCAGUCUUUGUUUCCAACUGAUGAUGACCUUCCACCAACACAAACUCCAUCUGAUGAUUUGACUCCCUAUCAGCAUCCAUGUUCUUGCCAAAGCAUUCUUCAGGUCAGUAGUGAUUGUCAAGCACUACCAUGUACCACUGAAGCAAAGUCAGAGUUGGUCCAGUCAAGCAUUGGAGAUGGACUGGUCAUCAGUGUCCCUGCUUCACGACAACAAGGUUCUCGGUCUUCUCAGAACGCUGCUAAUCUCUCAGCUGAGAAGACCACUGGAUUUCCGUGCUCGGUCAUAAAACAUAGUAACUCCAGCCCAAGUUCAGUCACUAUAAGUGGAGAUGGAGCCAGUCUGUAUGAAUUUAAAACUGAGUCUUAUGGUGGAGAACAAACCUCUAAAGAUCUUCAUUAUUCACAGCCAGACCCAAAGAUGCCUGCCAAACCCAGGAGACGUCAAUCCAAAAAGAAGUUAGAAACCCCUACUGUACAAACUCCUGAGAUUACGACAUCCUUGAAUGUUUUAACACAUGGACCUCAAAAAGAUCUUGCUGAAGUUCAGUCAGUGCCAAAGAAUGGAGCAAUGCCAGUUCAUCCAGAGAUGCCUUCUGGCAUUGCAGUCUUGAAGGCACUGCUCCAGAAAAGACAGUUUAAGGAAGGCCAGUGCUCUCAGGGAGAUAAAUUAUUAAACAGAGUUUGUAACACUAAACACGCCUCCGAUGCAGCAAAACCUAGAAGGGCAUCUUCAGCGACACCAAGGAAGCCCAGAAUCUCGAGAACUCGGGUGCCAAAAGAGUCUAAGCCAAGAAGUAGAAAAGGAAAGCAUGGCAAAACGGAAGACUGCAUUCAAUUGGAACCUCCGCUUUCAGAUGGGAGUCCUGUGUUUUUGUCUGAUCCUGGUUUUGACAGUUCCUACUCCAUUGAGGAUAGCUUGUCUCCUGAGGUUCCUCAUAAUUACAGUUUUGACAUCAAUGCUGUUGGCCAGGCUGACUUCUCUAGUCUUUAUUCCAGUAGCCAAUUUGUUUUAACAGACAAGAACUUGCCUCAGAAGUUCCUCAGUGAUCUCAAACAGGAACCAGUGCCCUCUCUGGAUUUGGAAAACGGGCAAGAGAAGGUCCUAGAUGUUGUGGAGAACCACAUUCACGAAUCGGAGGGGCCAGUUAGUCCUGAGCUCUUUGAUAGAGCCACUGGUAGAGACCGCGAAGGGUUUUCAAAGGAGUUCUGUCUGUCUCUGCUGGACCCUGAGAAGGUUUUGAUAAACAGACAUUGGGGCAUUUCAUUGGCUAAAAUACAUGGCAGCCACUUUCAAGACUUUCACUGUGAGAAAAGUGACCUGUUGUUAGGUCCUGACCACUUCUUACCCCUUACAUCUGUCUCCUUUGCUGAUAAUGGUGUGUCCCCAACAGGGGAUUUGCUGGAUGGUAGUGAGGUUUUUACAUCAACAACUCCCAGCAGUUCACCGCGGUCUAUCAGCUCUCUUUCACAAAUAAGGAGUGGCAGUCAGGCUCAGAAGAAUGCAGGAGUUCAUAUCCUCAAGCCCCUAAUGUCCCCUCCUAGUCGGGAAGAGAUUCUUUCCACCCUGCUGGAGCUGGAGCUUUCAGAGGCCACCUAUCAAGAACCUUUCUGCAGCGACCCCUCUGAUGUACCUUUGAGACCGAGAGAGAUUGCUGGAUGCAAGCUAAUUCUGGAAACAAGAUUAGCAAAGGAUUUGACAGAGUUUGUUGGUGGUUUAUCACAAGAAGGUCUGCAGUUCUGGAAAACCGCGUUCUCUGCCAUGACACGCCCAGGGUCUUCACCUUCCCGUGGCACUGACUCCUCAAACUUGACCAAAGACAAAAAGGAACGGUGCAGUUUGUCCCCUACUGGUGGUCAGAAGGUAAUUCUCCUGCCUUGCAAAAGUGCUCCAAGCCGGGAACGAGUACAACUAUGGCUGCAAGCUAAGAGACAAUUUGAGUGCCUUCAGAGAGAUCGGAAAAGAAGACUAUGUGCACAAAAUGUGAUGUCAGUACAGGACAAGAAUAAAUCACCCCACCAUGAGGAAGUAGGAAGCUUUUUGCCUCUCUCUCAAAGGCAGGGUGAGGUGUCUGAAAAGGUGUCUGCAUUGCAGACUCUUAGGAAGAACAAGUUAACUCUGCUUCUCGGCACAUCUCCGGUAGAGGCAGGCAUCUCCAACAGCAGUCCAAAGGAGGUGAAAUGUGCCAUGGAGGAUGAAACUGGAGGGCAAGUGGAGGGAGAUGGGAACUCCUUCAUGCAGACUCAAUCUCCAGACCCUUCCUGUCUGCCACCAUGGCAGCAAAUGUCAGACAACAAGAACCUGGAACUGAGCGUUGGACCCGUGUCCCCCACACUUGGCAGCUCCAUCGAUCCUCUCUCACCAGAAAACAUUAAACCAAAGCAGUUUCUCAGUCCGUCGCCAUUUCCUACAAGAGACCCCGAUGGGGAGAGUUCAAGUCCCUCCCUCCUCCACAGCACCCCCAUCCUCAGCAAGAGGAGAAACAAAGGAGUCCAUGAGCUUGACUGUAGUCCUGGAUCAGAAGAUGUGGAGCCAAAAUCUCGGAGACUCCAGCAAAGACGAAACAGCAACACGAGUGCGUUACGUAGAGUACUGCUCACGACACAAAUGAAGAAUCAGUUUGCUGGUCUGAAUGAACCCAAAGGGGAUAACUCUCAGAUUGAGGGGCCAUCGCUGUGCAACUCGUACGGGUUUAAAGUCGGCAAGCAGAACCUACAGGAAGCUAAAGCGCUGCAUGAGGUGCAGCACCUAACAGUGAUGAGUUUGGAGCUGCACGCCCGAGCACGCCGUGAUUUGGAGCCUGACCCUGAAUUCGACCCUAUUUGUGCCUUAUUUUACUGCCUUAGCUCUGAUGGUCCGCUUCCUGAAUCUGAGAGGAAACGGAUAACCGGCGCUGUCGUUGUCGAUAAAGACUGUCGCUCCUCAGGACAGGGCUCGAGGAGCACAGCGCCCCUACUGGUCAGGUCUGGAGUUGCGGAUCUGCAGGUUGUUUACACUGUGGAUGAAAACGAGCUGUUUGAGGAAAUCUGCAAAAUGAUGAGAUUGUAUGAUCCUGAUAUUCUGGUUGGUUAUGAGGUUCAGCUGUGUUCUUGGGGUUACCUGUUACAGCGAGCAUCAGCACUCGGCAUGGAUCUGUGCCAACAACUUUCCCGAGUGCCAGGUGAUGCGAAGGAGAACCGCUUCACUGAGGAUAAAGACGAGUACGGCAGUGAGGUGAUGACGGAGAUCCACAUCGUUGGGCGCAUCACCAUCAACCUGUGGAGGAUCAUGAAGACCGAGGCAGCGUUGAAUAAUUACACCUUUGAAAAUGUGGCGUUUCACUUGCUGCACCAGCGCUUCCCUCUGUACACACACCGCACGCUCUCUGACUGGUUCGACCACAAGACGCACCUGUACAGGUGGAAGGUGGUGGACCACUACAUGAGCCGUGUGUGUGGUGUGAUGCAGCUCCUGCAGCAGAGGGAUGUUGUGGGUCGCACUAGUGAGUUUGCACGAGUGUUUGGGAUUCAGUUCUAUCACGUCCUCACACGAGGCUCUCAGUACCGUGUGGAGUCGAUGAUGUUGCGCAUCGCUAAGCCGUUGAACUUCAUCGCGGUGAGCCCGAGCGUGUCCCAGCGAGCCCAGCAGAGGGCGCCUCAGUGUGUUCCUCUGAUCAUGGAGCCCGAGUCGCGGUUCUACAGUAACUCAGUGCUGGUGCUGGACUUCCAGUCUCUCUACCCGUCUGUCAUCAUCGCCUACAACUACUGCUACUCCACCUGCCUCGGCCACGCCCACAGCCUCGGAACGUCUGAUGAGUUUAGGUUUGGUUGUACGUCUCUGCGAGUUCCUCCUGAUCUUCUCUAUCAGCUCCGUAAUGACAUCAACAUCUCUCCGAAUGGAGUCGCCUUUGUUAAGGCCUCUGUGCGUAAAGGUCUGCUUCCCCGGAUGCUGGAGGAGAUCCUACACACGCGUUUGAUGGUGAAGUCGGUGAUGAAGUCGUACAGUGGUGACGAAGCUUUGCUCCGCCUCCUUGAUGCUCGUCAGCUCGGCCUCAAGCUCAUCGCUAACGUCACCUUUGGCUACACAGCUGCAAACUUCUCCGGACGCAUGCCCAGUGUGGAGCUUGGAGACAGCAUCAUACACAAAGCCAGAGAGACGCUGGAGAGAGCCAUAAAACUCGUCAACGACACCAAGAAGUGGGGGGCACGCGUGGUGUACGGGGACACGGACAGUAUGUUUGUGGUGUUGAAGGGGGCGACUAAAGAGCAGGCGUUUAAGAUCGGCAGUGAAAUUGCUGAAGCGGUGACGGCCACCAACCCCAAACCCAUCAAACUCAAGUUUGAGAAGGUGUACCUGCCGUGUGUGUUACAGACUAAGAAGCGCUAUGUGGGCUACAUGUACGAGUCUGUGAAUCAGAAGGAUCCUGUGUUCGAUGCUAAAGGCAUUGAGACGGUACGCCGUGACGGCUGUCCUGCUGUUGCUAAGAUCCUGGAGCGAUCGGUGAAGCUGCUGUUCGAGACGAGGGACAUCUCCCUGGUCAAGCAGUACGUACAGAGGCAGUGUGUGAAAGUUCUGGAAGGCAGAGUGACCGUACAGGACCUGACUUUUGCUAAAGAGUACCGCGGCAGCGCCUCCUACAGACCUGGAGCCUGCGUACCUGCACUCGAGCUCACCAGGAGAAUGAUGGCACACGACCGUCGUCUGGAGCCGCGGGUCGGUGAGCGUGUGCCGUACGUCAUCGUGUACGGUUCUCCUGGGGUUCCUCUGAUCCAGCUGGUGCGUCGCCCCCUGGAGGUUCUGCAGGAUCCUGCGCUGCGCCUCAACACCACCUACUACAUCACCAAACAGAUCCUCCCCCCCCUCGCUCGCAUCUUCAGCCUGAUCGGGGUCGACGUGUUCAGCUGGUACCACACCCUGCCCCGGGUGCAGAAGUGGUCUUCGUAUCCAGGGGGAGGCGCUGUAGGGGACGAGUCUCUGAGGAAGGGGACGAUCUCGCAGUACUUCACCACGCUGCACUGCCCGGUGUGUGAUGAGCUCACUCAGCUGGGAGUGUGUGAGCGCUGCAGGGCCGAACCUCAGCGUGUCGCCGUCACACUGCAUCACAACCUCCGAGUGUGGGAGCAGCAGCAUGACCAGCUCCUCAAGGUGUGUAUGAGCUGCAGUGGAAGUGCAGACAGACAGGCGGUGUGUGUGUCUCUAGACUGUCCUGUGUUGUAUAAACUCUCCCGGGUGAACAGACAGCUCCACAGCGCCCCCUACUUACGACAGCUACUGCAACAACUCUAGCACCACCUGUCUGUCUCUAUCUGUCUGUUUCUCAGUAUAAAACGGUGCUGUGUGUGUGUGCGCGCUGCAGUGGUGCUUUUAUAAAUCAGAUUGCAGUUUUGCAUGUGUGUGUGUGUGAGUUUAUAGCAUAUGCUGUCCAAUCAGAAACAUCUCAGCAAGUACAGGCCCCGCCCCUUGUGUGUACACUGGAGUCUGCUGGAGGGGAAGUAAAAAAAAUUUUUUUUAAAUUUUUUUUUAAAUAAUUAUCUCCUUUUCCUGAUUUGUGUGUUUCAGUCGCUCUGUAAGUGUUUAUAACGUAUCAAAGCUCUCCGAUGGUGAGUCGAGUCCUGCUUGAGUGCCGUCUUCAUGUUAACGAUGUUGAACUGUGUGUAAAUAAACGCUGUAAAGUGACCACACGACUGACACGGGGUUUAAACGAUGACGAAACCCGUCUUUUUAAGGGUCUGAUGUUUUGGACGGAUUUGAUACAGUAUUAUAAUCGAUCAUUUCAUAAAAUGGCUGAAUGUGUAAAUAGCGUUUUAAAGAAAAAGAACUAAAACACAAUGGGAGGGUUUGGGUUUUUUUUUUUUUUUUUUUUGUAACGUCCAGUUUCGGAGUUUUUUGUUUCGUCGGUGUGGUUUUACAGAGAACACUAAAUACAGCGUUUUUAAAAACAGACAUUUUUAUGCUUUGUGUAAACUGUGUGUCGGUGAGUCGUGAAAAGAAAAGAAAAGAGAAACACGGUGCGUUUCUGUAAACUUGUACAAAGUUUGUGUUUGGGGAUUUUGUUUUUUAGAUGGAUUUUGUUGGAAUAAAAUGUGAUGCAUUUGAGUGGA